CAUCUCGCCUGCAAUCGCCACCUGCAAUCGCCACCUGCAUCCACUGCCUGGCGGCCGUCUGCAGCAGCCGACUUGCGCGCCGUCCCCGUGCUGCAUCAAUCGACCAUCUGCCAGCUGUGCUUUGGCAGACCCGGCGGCAAACCAUCGUCGUCCUCCCUGGCCAUAACAUCCUCAGCCGCCUCUGCCUCAUACCCCUCCCUCGCAAGCCCCGUGUGUCCCUCUCUCGUUGUCGUCGAUCCGCUCAUUUGGCUGAUUCCACCAUGUCGUUCAAGGAUCAACUGAUCGCCUGGGAUGCUGCCACCAAGGCUUUCGACAAGGGCGACUAUCUCACCGCCCUGAAAAAGUACGAGUCCAUCGCGGAUACAUCCAAGAUCCACUUCAACAUCGCCACCCUCUAUUUGAUUGCCAAGAAGGUCGACAUGGCGAUCGAUGCCCUCACCCGCUCCGUUGCAUGCGACCCGUAUCUCGCCGUCUCGCUCUUUCAGCGGGGAACUUGCUUCUACAACCAGGGCCUCUUCCGGGAUGCCGUCCAGGAUUUCACUGCGGCCUACUCGAACAUGCGAGGCAAUCAGGACAUUGAUUAUACCCAGCUUGGCCUCGGCUUCAAGCUCUACGCGGCCCACAUUCUCUUCAACCGAGGACUGGCCUAUGUUGGCCUCCAGCAGACCGACAAGGGCAUCGCAGAUUUUAACGAGGCGCUGCGAAAUCGAUCGGCAGACCGAGACUUUGACAUCCUGGACGAGGCGGUGAGUCUUGGCGCCGAUGCCCACAGAGUGCUCUCGCCGUUCUACGUUCCUGCGAAUGCCAUCUACCGGCCGGACGAAAACAAAGUCAAGAACUCUGACAAGGUCGACUACCUCGGCUCCUCCAAAGUGGUCGCUGCCUCUGAGAACAGCGACGGUUUUGUGGGAUUCAGUGGCCGCCAGCAGGCUGCAACUCUGGGCCGAACACCCACCGCAAGGCCAAUCGCACGAACUGUGACCGAGAAUGUACCUCCGUCAAGGACCGUCACUCUCCCUCGCCAGGCAUCGCUUGCCCGCGGCGCCACCAUGCGCUCGGACUCGGUACCGCCCUCAGGAGCCAUAUCCAUGCCUCGGCCAACGCGCCAAAUGACCACCCAUCCGCUCGCUGAGUCUUCCGCACAAAACGGGGGCAUCUUCAGAACCCAAACCAGCACAAGCUUCUCAGACGCUCCAAAGACAGGAAUGCUCAAGGUCAAGUGCCAUUUCAAUGAAGGAAUCAAGAUCAUCCAGAUAGCCUUUGAUGCCACAUACGAGGAAAUGGUCGGCAAGAUCAAGGCAAAGCACGAAAUUACUGGAGCCAUCAAGCUCAAGUACCGUGAUAACGACGGCGAGUUUGUGCUCAUGACCGACCAAGACGACCUGGAUACUGCCAUGGAGGUCUCGGGCGUCUAUCCGGAUGGCCAGGGCAGCGACCGCCUCGAGGUCUGGUGUGCCUUGCGCUGAGCGAGCGAUAUCGUCCCUCCUCAUGCGGGCGAACGGAGGGCAAUUUCCAUUCGCUUCUAAAUCAUGUUUGUACAUACAAGUGAAACCAAUGAGCACCGCGGCGACCGGCUUUCUGUACUUUGAAGCCCUCGGGCUGCUGCUCAAUACACACACAU
This is a messenger RNA of Polychytrium aggregatum, 1621 nucleotides long. RefSeq lists its product as uncharacterized. The transcript has 7 exons. Lineage: Eukaryota; Fungi; Chytridiomycota; Chytridiomycetes; Polychytriales. Gene Ontology annotation, molecular function: protein binding. The coding region runs from base 261 to 1466 and encodes 401 amino acids. The record is from RefSeq and is a predicted model, not a curated record.